AUGAUCCGCUACAAUGGAUCCAUCAACUCAGAAGAGAGUCCCCAAGGCAUGCGAUGCCUGCAAGCGUCGCAAGGUGAAGUGCAACGGUCAGGAGCGAUAUGCGUGUACACGGCUACGGGCAAGCUGAGAAGUCAGGGCAAGAGAGGACAUAUCAUCUCUGAAUUCAGGAACCAGAUGAGCAAUCCUCAUGCGACGUCACCGCCCACUAUACUACCGGCAAACGAACAGCACAUUCAACCAUACAGCAGGUCUACAUAUGCUGUCGACCGCAAUGGGUUCGGUUUAGCAUCUCCUGAAUCUCCCAUUGCUCUGCAGUACAGCAAAACUUUCUUCCUGGAUCUCAUACCGGACUACAUGGAGGGGGUCUAUCCUGUGCAACCAGUUAUUGCAGAGCACGAACUGCGGCAUUACAUCAGCUCAAUGGAUCACGAUCAGGAGAUGCAAUCUUUCAUAUACUCUUUCGGUGGCUGCACGCUCAACCUGACUCGAUACGGAGAUCGAAGAACAGGGGAGGUUGUACAGACCAUCGAAAAUCUCAUGGACCUUUCGAUCGAUACGAUGAAGCCACCACACAAGCUUCACCAUUCAUCGGUCAUGCGAGCUAUGCAGUCAAUAUUUAUACAUAACUGCCUCAUGAGUUUACAAGGCAGUGAUGCAGCUUUUCACUGGAUGAGAGAUGCAAUCACCGCGAUACAACUGCUACGUAUCGACAACCCAGAGCAUGUUACAAAAUUGUCAGGACCGGAAAGAUCAAGACGACAGCGCCUGUACUGGCAAGCUUACAUCCACGAGCGUUUCCUCGCCAUUCUGGACUACCGUCAAGCCAUAAUGUUGCCACUGUACACCUUACCUGAAGACGACCCCACUAUCCCCGUGCAGGUCCACGAAGGGUUCAACCAGAUCAUCAAGCUCUUCCGCCUUCUAGACACAGAAUUCAUCAGUAGCUGGCUCGGCGCGGCUGGACAAACCGGCCCUGUCACCAGUACGUGGGUCGAGGCCAAGUCGCGUGAGCUCGAGGGCGAUCCGGAAGCCGAUGCGCUGGAGCUAGCAAACCUUUCCAUGAUGCAGCGCGCAGACCUGACCAUCACGCGCGAAUGGCUCCGCACACUAGUAUGGCGGCUCGCCAUGGGUCAGACGCUGCUUUCGUCGCGAUCCUCAAAGGAGUGCUUGUCACUCCUGUUUCCAGUCCGAUUAUCGCAGUCUCUGCGGCAUCAGCUGUCGAUUAUGUCGCGCCAGGACAUCGAGGUGCAUGGUAGCUCCAUCACGCAGAAGCUGUUCGAGAUCACCGAUACCAUCGCCGAUGUGCUGAUCCACAUUCCUGCGGCUACGCUGGAAGAAACGGCUCUCCGUAUCGACGACUUCCUGUUCAUUCUCGACUUUGUACUGCUACUGCCCCAGCUCGACGCGACUCGGCGGGGUAUUCUGUUGGAAAAGCUGGAGCGCCUGCAGACCAUGUUUCCUGAGGCGCUCAGCAAUGCAAGCUCGCCAAAUUUGCCGCUGGAUCUGCAGAGCCCCUGCGCAAACGAUCCUUGGUACCAGGUGGCACAGUCCAAAACGGCUGCAGGCAUUGAGGAGAUGGCGGAUGAACAAGCGCUGGUGCAAGUACAGACACAACAAGAUGGAUGUGUACGAAUUCCAAGAGAAGUCCGAGUUGGUCAGUUGGCUACUUGGAAUCACAUAUCAAGAAGGCUGUCGAUGGCGCAUUUUAGCACUUCAUAG
Macroventuria anomochaeta is the source of this 1719-nucleotide messenger RNA. RefSeq lists its product as uncharacterized. The record is from RefSeq and is a predicted model, not a curated record. Bases 1 to 1719 code for a protein of 572 amino acids. The transcript is spliced from 3 exons. NCBI's taxonomy places the organism in Eukaryota, Fungi, Ascomycota, Dothideomycetes, Pleosporales, Didymellaceae.